AUGAUACAUCGACCUUAUAGAUGGAUAUUUCAAUGAUUGGUUAGCGGCUAGCUGAAGAAGAAGAAGGGCCAGGGCCAUACCAUGGGGAACUGAAUUCAACUACUUCAAAUCGCCUCUUCUUCAUUCCUCUGCUCCGGCCAUUUCUCCGAAGCUUCGAUUUUGAUUCGAGGUCUCAAAAGUACUCUCACCGCUGGACUUAAUCCCGGUCCACUCAUCGUCAUCCACAGAUGAUGUCUCAGACACUCUUCGCCGCCUCUUCUCCAUGCCAAGUUGUUCUGUUGGAUUGCAACUCUAAAGGGUCGAAUUCGAUGCUGGUUCCUCGCAAUCUGAUGAACUACGGGCUCACUAGAGUGAGCAAAAAGCUGAAGGUUUGUCGACUCAGGGCUGGCUUCUGGGACUCUAUCAAAUCCGGGUUCUUGAACAAUAAUACUACCCAAGUGGUUGAACCUCCUUCCACACUUCAGGAAGAGGAAGAAGAACCCUUGCCUGAGGAGUUUGUUCUUACUGAGACAACAUUACCAGAUGGAAAUAUUGAACAAAUAAUAUUCUCUUCAGGUGGGGAUGUUGAUAUAUAUGAUCUUCAAGCCCUUUGUGAUAAGGUAGGUUGGCCACGUAGACCACUGCCAAAGUUAGCUGCAGCCCUUAGAAACAGUUAUAUGGUAGCUGCAUUACAUUCAACACGGAAGUCGCCUGUUUCAGAGAAUACACAAAAGAAGCUGAUUGGGAUGGCUCGUGCCACAUCAGAUCAUGCAUUCAACGCCACCAUUUGGGAUGUUCUUGUGGAUCCUUCUUAUCAGGGUCAAGGCCUCGGCAAGGCCCUAAUUGAAAAGCUUAUAAGGGCACUUUUGCAAAGGGACAUUGGCAAUAUAACACUCUUCGCAGAUAGUCAAGUGGUAGAGUUCUACCGGAAUCUAGGUUUCGAACCCGACCCUGAAGGAAUUAAAGGGAUGUUCUGGUACCCAAGACAUUAGAAUCUUUGCUUGGACAAGGUGAUAUUUCUUUCUCCCCAUGUUUUGUUGUAUAACGCAGGAUCUUGGAUUGGAAAUAGAAGAAGACCAAUGAGUUAUAUUUAUAUAAUUAUUGUGAAUUCUGUAUAUACACUUCAUAUUUAUGAAUAAUAUCCCAUUCCUUGUGUGCCAACUUCUUUUUGGUGUUGUAUAGGCAGUUUUUAGAUUAUGUGUUGAGACAACCCUCACCAUCUUUCUCCAUAUGAAUAUUCAUUCCAUUACAGGAUUA
This is a messenger RNA of Benincasa hispida (wax gourd), 1236 nucleotides long. RefSeq names its product nuclear shuttle interacting (gene NSI). Gene Ontology annotation, molecular function: N-acetyltransferase activity. NCBI's taxonomy places the organism in Eukaryota, Viridiplantae, Streptophyta, Magnoliopsida, Cucurbitales, Cucurbitaceae. Gene Ontology annotation, cellular component: cytoplasm. The record is from RefSeq and is a predicted model, not a curated record.